Molecule: messenger RNA, 891 nt
Organism: Acanthosepion pharaonis
Lineage: Eukaryota; Metazoa; Mollusca; Cephalopoda; Sepiida; Sepiidae
Source: the annotation of a GenBank genome assembly
AUGUUUUUCUCUGUCACUCUUUCGAUAUCUAUCUAUCUAUCUAUCUAUCUAUCUAUCUAUCUAUCUAUCUAUCUAUCUAUCUAUCUAUCUAUCUUAUUAGCAUAUUUCCUUGUAUUUUUCGUUCUUUCUUUUCAAACUUCUUUUUCAUUCUUUCUUUCUUUCUUUUCAAUCAUCUUUUUCUAUCUUUCUUUCUUUUCGCCCAUUUUUUUUUUUCUUUCUUUCUUUUCAAACAUUUUUCUUUCUUUCUUUUCAAACAUUUUUUUCUUUCUUUUCGAACAUAUUUUUCUUUUUUUUUUCUUUUUAACUUCUUUCUUUUUUCUUUCUUUCUUUUCAAACUUCUUUUUCAUUUUUCUUUCCUUUCAAUCAACUUUUUCUUUCUUUCUUUCUUUCUUUCUUUCUUUCUUUCUUUCUUUCUUUCUUUCUUUAGUUUUUAUCUAUCUAUCUAUCUAUCUAUCUAUCUAUCUAUCUAUCUAUCUCUUAAUCUUCGUAUCUCUCUCACUCUCUCUUUCGCUCUCUUUGUCUCUCUUUCUAUUUCAUAAUGUUCUUAUCUCUCUCUCUCUCUCUCUCUCUCUCUAUCUAUCUAUCUAUCUAUCUCGCUCUCUCUUUCUCUGUAUGUCUGUCUGUCUAUCUAUCUAUUUCAUAAUGUUCUUAUCUCUCUCUGUCUCUCUAUCUAUCUAUUUCAGUCUAUUUGCUAUCUAUCUAUCUAUCUAUCUAUCUAUCUAUCUAUCUAUCUAUCUAUCUAUCUAUCUAUCUCAUAAUGCUCUUAACUCUCUCUCUCUCUAUUUCAUAAUGUUCUUUGCUCUCUCUCAGUCUAUCUAUGUUAUCUAUCUAUCUAUCUAUCUAUCUAUCUAUCUAUCUAUCUAUCUAUCUAUCUAUCUAUCUAUCUCUUGA